Molecule: messenger RNA, 417 nt
Organism: Prorocentrum cordatum
Lineage: Eukaryota; Dinophyceae; Prorocentrales; Prorocentraceae
Source: the annotation of a GenBank genome assembly
AUGGGCUCGCCCAGCCCCGCGGAUGCGGUGGACCUCGAGGACGACGCCGCCGCGGCCACGCGCCGCCUCGUCCCGGCCGCGGGGCGGGGGCCGCGGGCUCGCCUGGUGCCUUGGAGGCUGCUGCUGAGCGUCGUCGUGGUGCUCGGCGUGCUGGCGACCGCGCUGGCCUUCUCGGAGCACCCGAUGGCCAAGGCGGCGUCCAUGAGCGCCCGCGAGACGCUGCAGGAGACCAAGGGCCACGGCCACGGCCACGGCGUCGAAGGAGCGGCGCGCGCCGCCGCCGCGGACGGCCCGGGCCUGCUGUCCAUCGGGCCGGACUGCAGCGGGGACGGAAACGGCUGUGACUUGGGCGCCAGCAUCGGCAGCAUGCCCGAGGCGCGCAAGAACAGUACGGGCAUGCGCGAGCCCCACACGUAG